Molecule: messenger RNA, 4092 nt
Organism: Nothoprocta perdicaria
Lineage: Eukaryota; Metazoa; Chordata; Aves; Tinamiformes; Tinamidae
Gene: EDEM3
Product: ER degradation enhancing alpha-mannosidase like protein 3
Exons: 20
Coding region: 12-2651 (879 amino acids)
Biological process (GO): mannose trimming involved in glycoprotein ERAD pathway; carbohydrate metabolic process; endoplasmic reticulum mannose trimming
Cellular component (GO): endoplasmic reticulum; membrane
Molecular function (GO): mannosyl-oligosaccharide 1,2-alpha-mannosidase activity; calcium ion binding
Source: RefSeq, a predicted model, not a curated record
AAGUGUUGGAAAUGUUUGAUCAUGCAUAUAGCAAUUAUAUGGAACAUGCCUAUCCAGCUGAUGAACUCAUGCCUUUAACUUGUCGUGGACGAGUACGGGGUCAGGAACCGAGCCGAGGGGAUGUAGAYGAUGCCUUGGGAAAGUUUUCCCUGACCUUGAUUGAUACCUUGGACACUCUUGUGGUGUUAAAUAGAACCAAAGAGUUUGAAGAGGCUGUAAAAAAAGUAAUAAAAGAUGUUAAUUUAGAUAAUGACAUAGUCGUAUCAGUCUUUGAAACCAACAUAAGAGUCCUUGGAGGUCUCUUAGGUGGGCAUUCAGUGGCAAUUAUGCUGAAAGAGAAAGGUGAAUUUAUGCAGUGGUACAGCGGCGAGCUCCUGCACAUGGCCAAGGAACUAGGCUACAARCUUUUGCCUGCCUUCAAUACCACUAGUGGUCUCCCUUAUCCAAGAGUAAACUUGAAAUUUGGUGUAAGGCAUCCAGAAGCACGAACAGGAACGGAAACAGAUACCUGCACAGCUUGUGCAGGUACCUUGAUCCUUGAGUUUGCAGCUUUAAGCCGAUUCACUGGAACAUCUAUAUUCGAGGAAUAUGCACGGAAAGCACUUGAUUUUAUUUGGGAAAAGAGACAACGCAGUAGCAAUUUAGUGGGUGUUACUAUUAAUAUUCACACUGGAGACUGGGUCCGCAAAGAUAGUGGAGUUGGAGCAGGAAUAGAUUCAUAUUAUGAAUAUUUAUUAAAAGCCUAUGUCUUGCUGGGAGAUGACAGCUUCCUGGAAAGAUUUAACACGCACUACGAUGCCAUAAUGAGAUACAUUAGCCAGCCACCUCUUCUACUUGAUGUUCAUAUUCACAAACCAAUGCUAAAUGCUCGGACCUGGAUGGAUUCUUUGCUAGCUUUCUUCCCGGGGUUGCAGGUGUUGAAGGGUGAUAUUCGACCUGCUAUAGAAACUCAUGAGAUGCUGUAUCAGGUUAUAAAAAAGCAUAACUUUCUUCCUGAGGCAUUCACAACAGAUUUUAGAGUUCACUGGGCUCAGCAUCCUUUAAGGCCUGAAUUUGCAGAAAGCACUUAUUUCUUGUAUAAAGCUACUGGGGAUCCUUACUAUCUAGAAGUAGGAAAAACACUCAUUGAAAACUUGAACAAGUAUGCAAGGGUACCUUGUGGGUUUGCUGCAAUGAAGGAUGUCCGUACUGGAAGCCAUGAAGAUAGAAUGGAUUCUUUCUUUCUUGCUGAGAUGUUCAAGUAUCUUUAUCUGCUCUUUGCUGAUAARGAAGACAUGAUUUUUGACAUAGAAGACUAUAUCUUCACUACAGAAGCUCAUCUAUUACCACUUUGGCUAUCCACUACAAACCAAACAAUAUCUAAAAAAAAUACAACUACAGAAUAUACAGAGCUGGAUGACAGCAACUUUGACUGGACUUGCCCGAACACCCAGAUUCUUUUCCCGAAUGACCCCAUGUUUGCCCAGAGUAUUCGUGAACCUUUGAAAAAUGUGGUGGAUAAAAGUUGUCCUCGGGGUAUUUCCAGAGCAGAAGAGAGUUUGGGAAGCGGACCAAAACCGCCACUGAGAGCCAGAGAUUUCAUGGCCAGUAAUCCUGAGCAUUUGGAGAUAUUGAAGAAGAUGGGAGUCAGCUUGAUUCAUCUCAAAGAUGGGAGAGUGCAAUUAGUGCAACAUGCAGUACAAGCAGCAAGUUCACUUGAUGCUGAAGAUGGUUUGCGGUUCAUGCAAGAAAUGAUUGAACUCUCCAGUCAGCAGCAGAAGGAGCAGCAGCUCCCUCCUCGCGCUGUUCAAAUCGUUUCCCAUCCGUUCUUCGGCAGGGUGGUCUUGACUGCUGGGCCAGCACAGUUUGGAAUGGACUUGUCCAAACACCAAGCUGGGACAAGAGGAUUUGUUGCAACCAUUAAGCCAUAUAACGGGUGCUCGGAGAUCACUAAUCCUGAAGCAGUGAAAGAGAAAAUCGCUCUGAUGCAGAGAGGCCAGUGCAUGUUUGCUGAAAAGGCACGAAACAUUCAAAAAGCAGGAGCAAUAGGAGGCAUUGUUAUCGAUGACAACGAGGGAAGCAGUAGUGACACUGCUCCUCUCUUCCAAAUGGCCGGUGACGGAAAGAAUACAGAUGAUAUCACUAUUCCUAUGCUCUUCCUCUUCAACAAGGAAGGAAAUAUUAUACUGGAUGCAAUCCGGGAAUAUGAGGCUGUAGAGGUGCUCCUUUCUGAUAAAGCAAAAGAUAGAGCAACGAUCUUUAAAGACUUGGAAAUGGACAAUAUGGACCAGAAAUUGUCCGAAAAUGAUUCCCAGAAGCAGAGUUCAGAAGAGACUGCGUCAGCAUCUCAAGGUGUUGGCUUGGCCAGUGAGGAGCCUGAAGGAGGCGACAGCUCUGAGGUUUCUCUGACGGAUCCUUUGUCUCCUGUUCCUGCAGACAGUGACAGUGUUUCCACCUCAAAUCAGGACUCCUUUGUCCCUGACACUGAGGCUAGUAGUAUUUCCGAGCCAGAAUGCGCACAAGCAGAUAACCAGCCUCAGGAACAGAAACCUGACACAGUCUCAGACUCCAAAGCUAACUGGGAUAAUAAAGUCCCACCUAUGGAAUCCAUAUUAGCAGACUGGAAUGAAGAUAUAGAAGCAUUUGAAAUGAUGGAAAAGGAUGAACUAUGACUUGUAAUAAUAACUUAUUUGUUAGUAAAUACGUGGAGAACUCUUUUGGUAGAAGAGAGGCCCUGAUAUCAGCAAACUAGGAAACAUAUUCAGUAUUGUGAUGAGCAGCCAGGCUUCACCUGGAAAAUACCGUAGAAAUCCAGCACGUSCUCUUUGUUUUAAUUUUUUCCUGUUUAAAAAUGGGAAUGUGCAAUUGAAGCAUUCGUAGGGCUCCAUUGCAUGGUGCUGUAUCCCACCAGGAGGCUCCAUCCGUGAGCAAACCCGACUUCUGCRUUCCUGGCUCCGAGAGCCCGUUUUCCUGUGGCCUCUGGAAGGCAGGAGUUGAACACGGUGGGGUUCACCUACCACUUAAUGGGAGCGGGGAGAGCAYGCGGAGGCAGAAGGUCAGUCCCUGCUUUUGUUGUAGUGCAGGUGCCACCUCACUGAUCUCCAGUCUGAAGCCUUCAUGAAUAGCGACAUGGGAAAUCAAAUGUUUCCAGUUGUAGUGUCCUCCAGACACAGCUAGAAGCAGUUUGAUUUUGUUCCAGCAUAUCAUAGCAAGACACAGCAGUGCUGCUCAUCAUUCCUACCUGCUGCCCUGGGCAAUGAUUARGGUGACUUGGGAAUUCUUCCCCUUCUGCUCCAGUUUGAAAUCGAGACCCUCUGCAAACCAAAGGCAGCUGCACUUUGUUAGCAACUCCUUCAGGGAGACUGGGAGAGCCAGGAUAUUGGGGAGGUUCACAGCCAAGGCCAGGAAAUUGUCCUUGAGGUUAAGGCAAAGGGACGAGACAACCGCUCAGUGCCCAUAUUUCCUUUGGUCUCCCAGGUUGAAAAACCAUCUUCCCUAAGAUACUGAAUUUAGGACCGGUAACAUUCUCUGAAAGGAGUCUAGACGGAAUUCGAGUUAACAAAAUCUUCUCUUCCCACAAGCUCUAACAGUCAGCUUGACUCUGUCGUUUUUACGUGCAGCUUCUUUACGUGUGAUACUUAAGGCCGAGAGGCCAGUGCCAGUAGGGAAAUGCAGCAGUUCUGGCUGUUGAGUCCAUAGUUGGAAGGCCAGUGAUGUGAACAUGAAGAAUGUCUGAUACUUGACUCUGGGCUUUGGGGGUUCUCUGCAGGUAAGUGCGAGUCCUAAUUUGUUAUUCCUUUUCUGAAAUACGUGUUUUAAGUUUAAGUGGUGGAUGUUCCAACAGCUGAGAAACGUUCUGACUGUGUCUGAAGAAACUGCCAAAAACUAAUGGACUUCAUUUAUAUAAACUGCUUUUAGUGAAUUAUGAUUUAAAGGAUUGUUUUAUAUUAAAGAAUAAAUUAACACUGCCUGUAUGCUGCACCAGGUUAAAAAAAAUGAAGGUUUAUAUUAAUCUUUACAAUAAGGAAAAAAAAAAAGUCCCAGUCGGAAGCGCAUCUUGGUUUAGCAGGUGAAAGGGUGUGCGCUGAAUAUGCAACGGUUACUCCUUACAGC